Messenger RNA from Rotaria sp. Silwood1, 1605 nucleotides. The record is from the annotation of a GenBank genome assembly. Lineage: Eukaryota; Metazoa; Rotifera; Eurotatoria; Philodinida; Philodinidae.
AUGCGAAAUUCGAAAAAUACAUUCGAAAAUUUAUCUCGAGAAAUUUUGCUUGAAAUAUUUGAUUAUCUUUCAAUACAUGAUUGUUUUAAUGCAUUUUAUAAUCUUAAUUGGAAAAUAAGUUCAACAUUAAAUUUAUCUGGUUUUUCAAUUGAUUUAACAUCAAUAUCACAACAGACAUAUAAUGAAUUUUAUAAAAAUAUAAUUUUUUCAAAUUAUUAUUGUCAAAUACGAAAAUUAAAAUUAAGUAAUGAUUUAACAAUAAAUUUACUUGAAAAUUUUUUUAAGGAUUUUAUUAUUGAUGAUUUUAAACAACUUCGAUCAAUAACACUAAUUAAACCAUCAUAUAUGACAUUAGGUAGUUUUGCUUUAAGAAUACCUCAUCUUAAACAACUUGAACAUAUCUCCAUUAAUUCGUAUUCAUAUCCAGAUAAUUUUUUUGAAUUAAUUACAACAACAUCAUCAUCGAUUAAAUCAUGUUAUUUACCUGAAUUAGAAAUUCAAGAUGAAUUAUCAUUUCAAUCAAAAAUUGAAUAUCUUACAGUAACAAUUGAAGAUAUAACAUUACUUCUUAAUUUAUUAGCUGUAUUUCCUCAAUUAAAAUAUCUUAAUGCUUCAUUACGAUCAACAUUAGAUAUAGAUGAAAAUAAUAUACCCAUGAUAAAUAUUAUUUCAUGUAAAAAUCUUCAAACAUUGAAACUUAAUAUAUUAGAAAGAUCAAGUAUUGAUUUUCAUGAAAUCGAAUAUUUUUUUCAACAAACAUCAUUUGAUUAUCUGAAAUCAUUUUCAUAUAAUUGUACAACAAAUUCUUUAAAUCAUAUUGAUGUUAUACGUUGGAAUAAAAUUCUAUUAACUUAUUUAUCUGAAAUAGAAAAAUUUCAGUUUUUUCUUCAAAUUCCAUGUAAUUCAUGUUCAUUCAUGGAUAUCAAACAAAUAUUUAAUAAUAUGCAAACAAAUCUUUGUUAUUCAUGUUCAUUUUCUUUAUCUAUUAAUCAUUUAUAUUAUAUGGCUCAUACGAAUAUUUAUCCUAAAACUCAUUUUGAUUUAUCAUUUAAAUUAUUUGAAUCAGAUGCAUGCUUGAAUUAUGAUCCAAUAAAUUGUGAUACAACAAUACAAUUUUCAAAAGUUAAUUCAUUGAUAUUAGAUAGUCAUUCAAUGUCAUCAUGCACAAUAUUACCGAAAAAUUUAAAAUAUUUACAAAUUCAAGGUCAACAGAAUAAUUUAAAUCUUGAUCAAUGUCUUAAACAAUGUUCAAAUCAACUGAUAUCAUUAAAAAUCUUUGGAUUACCAGAUGAUUUACCUCGUAUGCCUAAACUUCGACAAUUAACUAUUCAAAAAGUUAUGUUUAAUUUAAAUAUGAUAUCAAAAUUAUCAUUUUUAUGUCCUCAUCUUGAAUUACUUACGAUUGAAAUUGAUUGUAUUCAACAAUUUGGACAAAUAUUAGAUCAACUUCGAUAUAAAUCUAAGCUGAGUGAACUCAAAUUUAUACGUGCCUUUUCAAGAGAUCCCAAUCAAACAUGGACAUCGUGGCUUAAUGAAACAGAACAAUUAGUUACUAGUAAUAUAAUCUAUGAAGCAAAAAAUUUAUUUUUAUUUAUUUGGUUAUAA